Messenger RNA from Insectozyma verbasci, 879 nucleotides. Lineage: Eukaryota; Fungi; Ascomycota; Pichiomycetes; Serinales; Debaryomycetaceae. The record is from the annotation of a GenBank genome assembly.
AUGUACAAAGAAAAAGCUCAGGAACUGAUGAAUGAUGGUCAAUAUUCAAAAGCCAUAAAUUUUUAUACUUUGGCCAUCAAAAAUGAACCAACAGAUUCAAAAUUAUAUUCAUCAAGAGCCAAAGCAUACUAUUUAAACAUUCAGACAUUGGAAGAUCCUACAUUGCAACAAUGGAAGAAAGUGAUUCAUGAUUGCUCAUCUGCUUUAAAUUUAAAUAAGGAAAAUUAUGAUGCUAUGUUUUACAAUGGUUUAACUCAAGUUUAUGGUUAUAAAAAGUUUGAGAAAGCUUUGAAAAUGUUGCACCAAGCAUAUGAAAAAUCUUUAAUUAAAUCAAGGAAUUCUAAACUGUUUGCUUUACCGCAACAAAUUUAUUUGGAAAUUUUAAAAAUUAAAAAAAUAAAGAAUAAUCAUGAUAUUGAGGAAAAAAUUAUCAAGUCUAAUCCCUUUUUCAUAAAAUUAGUUCACUUAUUACAAAAAAAUUACGAUCUGGAGUUUCAAAAAUUGGCAAGUAAAAAUUUAGAAUCGGAUAGCUUCAAGAUUUUGUCUACUAAAUUAGCAAUUAAAUACAACGAAGAAAUAAAAACUUUAAUAGAGCUAUUUGAAUUGAAAUUUAAAAAAGAUGAUGAAAGUAGUCUGAGCAAAUCCAAUGAUCCACCUGAUUAUUUGUGUGAUCCAAUUUCAUUUAAUUUAUUCUUUGAACCAAUUAUUACACCUUCUGGUCAAUCAUUUGAAAAAUCGUGGUUACUACAACACUUAUCAAAUAAUGAAUUUGAUCCUUUGACUAGACAAAAGUUAGCAAAAGAUCAAUGCUAUCCGAACUUAGGUCUAGAAUCUUGUGUUGAUCAAUAUAUUCAAUCAAAUAAUAAUAAUGGUACCUGA